UUUAUGCUACACACAAGAGUGAAUAUGUGGCAGAAUGUAGAGUUGUCGGUGGCUGUAGGCUCAGUGGAAGUGAGAGAGCCUGCAGAGGUCUUUAAUUAGCAGGUGGUAGGGGGUGAGGGCGGCCUUCCUCUUCAAAUGCUAUAUGAGUGUUUGAUUGUGGCCUCCUAUUAAAAAGUCUAUAUCGUUUUAGCUCUAAAUCUGGUGCAGUAAACAGAUUAUCAUGCUACAGUCUAUUGAAUUUUUGUAAAAUUAUGAACUAUAAAUCUUCUUGCAUGUUAUGAAAACUGGUAGAAAAUGGUUCUGAAUACUUACUAUUAUUCCCACCUUUUGUACACUCAUAAAUGUAUUUCUGCAAUAAAGGAUUAUAUUGAUGCCGUUUCUGAAGGCACAAAUUCUAAUUUCAGGCUGUCAUAACCUUAUAUACAUUCUUUGUUUAUAAUCAGGCUGUAUGAGUGUUACUGUUAGUGAGUGGACUGAUGGUCGGUGGGGCAGAAGAGUGGAGACCACAUACCGUUGUACGAAACCACACUAUAAGAUGGAGGAUGGCAUGGACAUAGAGGAACAUGAUCUGUUGAACAACCCUACUGUGAGGAGCGUGUUUCCAGAUCUUGCCGUUCUCAAACAAGAAAUUAUUGAUUUUGAUAUAAGUGAAGUUGCAGCACCAGAAACAUUGACAACGUCGCCGCAAGUAUCAAAGAGAAAUGAAAACAAAAAUCAACUACACAAUUUAACGGUCUACAGUGGGGAUCAUCCUACCGAGUGCUCCACUCAAGACCUGGAUGUGAAACCUGACCACCUGUGUACUGACAUGGAUGACACAAUAACUGUCAAGGGCAACAUUUUGACGGAAUUUCAUGAAAUUGAAACUAAAAUCAAGAAGGAAUCAGAGAAUGUACCAAAUGAAUUGCCAUUUUACAGAAACAGAAUUAUAUUCGGCAAGAUACAUGUAGACGAGUCUGAUGAAGAACGAGAAAUUGAUGCACCAGGUGACUGUAAUAAUGUUGUUAACAACAAAACAAACAAUGAUCAAGAUUUGGCAGGCUCAAUAUACACUGAUGUAAAUGGAAGCAUGAGGAUAACUAAACAGUAUUAUGAAAUGGAAAAAUGUUUUGGAGCGAAAAUUAUUCUUAAGAACUGUUAUACAACUCUAUUGAACCAUAACUGUUACUGUGCUCAGUGUGCAGUGUUGUUCCCCACCACUGAAGCGUAUAGUGAACAUUACACGAGCACACACACCGAGACCACUCACUCAACUAAAGCCUCGGUUUCUCUUGUAAAUCAUAAAAAAAUCAUAUACCCACGUGAGAAGGCAUUUGUGUGUGACACCUGUAAGAGAACAUUCAGCAAAAAAAAAUACUUGAUACAGCACAUGGUAAUUCACACUGGGGAAAAGCCCUUCCAGUGUGACAUUUGCACGAAAACAUUUAGACGAAGAAGGUAUUUGAAGAGCCACAACUUACGUCACACUGAAAAAAAACCAUUCCAGUGUGAAACUUGCAAGAAAACAUUCAGAUAUAUAUCGGCUUUACAACAACACAAAUUAAUUCACGCUGGGGAAAAGCCCUUUCAAUGUGACAUUUGCAAGAAAUCCUUCAAUCACAGAAGUGCUAUAAAAAGGCACAAGUUAAUUCACACUGGCGAAAAGCCAUUCCAAUGUGACAUUUGCACGAAAACAUUUUACCUAAGAUUUCAUUUGAAGAGCCACAAGUUAAUUCACACUGGAGAAAAACCAUUUCAGUGUGAAACUUGCAAGAAAACAUUCAUAUAUAUAUUGGCUUUAAAAAAACACAAAUUAAUUCACACUGGUCAAAAGCCAUUCCAGUGUGACAUUUGCUCGAAAACAUUUCAACAAAUAAGUCAUUUGAAGGGCCACAAGUUAAUUCACACUGGAGAAAAACCAUUUCAGUGUGAAACUUGCAAGAAAACAUUCAGAUAUAUAUCGGCUUUAAAACAACACAAAUUAAUACACACUGGUGAAAAGCCAUUCCAGUGUGACAUUUGCUCUAAAACAUUUAAACAAAUAAGUCAUUUGAAGGGCCACAAGUUAACUCACACUGGAGAAAAGCCAUACAUGUGCGGUAAUUGCAAAAAAUCGUUUAGGCACAUUAGUACUUUGAAAAGCCACGAAUUGAUCCACACGGGAGAAAAGCCGUUCCAGUGUGACAUUUGCACGAAAUCAUUUAACCAUAGAAGUAAUCAUAAGAGGCAUAUGUUAACUCACACUGAAGCAAAACCUUUCCCGUGUGAAACAUGCAAUAAAAACUUUAAACAAAUAUCGGAUUUAAAACGACACAACACACUGGCGAAACACCAUUCCAGUGUGACAUUUGCACGAAAACAUUUGUAACCGUAGAGGUAAUCUAAACAGGCACAAGUUACGUCACACUGCAGCACAGCCAUAUCAUACUGAUGAGUCGGAAUAAAUGUGAGAUCCGGGAAACAUAGUACAUGACACGGCGUGAAACAGCGGGAUGUCAGUGAGUGUCAGUGGGGCGCGCUGCGGGCGAGGGCUCGGCCUCCGCCUGUCCCCUCACUGCAGGCAGCGCCGGCGACGCACAGGCCGCGUUGUCGACACGCUCUCCUACACCCACAUACAAGCGACUCCACCUACACUAACCACCUCAGUUGCAAUUCUGACAUCGGCGCGGACGGUCGCUUUCUAGCGGCGCCGUCUGUAGCCGUCACGUGUGACUCACUACUGAGUGACCCGGCUGCUCAAGGACAGCGUCCUGUUGUACACCGAGAUGCCUGAAAUCCCGGCUCCAUUGGAAGCCUCGGAACAGUAUAAAAUGUCAUUAAUCGCUAGGUUAAAAAAUCUAAAUGGUUCUUUAUUUUUAAUAAACAUUAUUAUGGCAUAA
Messenger RNA from Plutella xylostella (diamondback moth), 2858 nucleotides. Lineage: Eukaryota; Metazoa; Arthropoda; Insecta; Lepidoptera; Plutellidae. The record is from RefSeq and is a predicted model, not a curated record.